Sarcophilus harrisii (Tasmanian devil) is the source of this 1155-nucleotide messenger RNA. It is a transcript of the gene TMEM100, whose product is annotated as transmembrane protein 100. NCBI's taxonomy places the organism in Eukaryota, Metazoa, Chordata, Mammalia, Dasyuromorphia, Dasyuridae. The transcript has 2 exons. Gene Ontology annotation, biological process: cellular response to BMP stimulus. The coding region runs from base 422 to 826 and encodes 134 amino acids. The record is from RefSeq and is a predicted model, not a curated record.
GAGAAGAGCUUUUGCUCUUUUUGAUGUUGGAGGCACACAGGGUGUUAGAAGCAGAGGGCAAGAGGAAAGAGCUUUAGAGUGGGAACUGAGUGGACUGAAAACAAUCCACUUUGGGGGGGUUUUGUUUUUGUUUGUUUGUUUUGGGGGUUUUUGGCUUUCCUCCCUACAGUUUCUUUUCUCAUUUAUCUUUUCAAAGAGCAAUCUUGGACAAGACAUAUUACCAGUGGGAUUAGGAGAGCUGCUGCUGCCUUCUUUUUCUCAAGUUGACAGAAGAGGUUCAAAGAGAUAAGACAUAUUCUUUCUUUCCUAAGAGAUCACACUGAAUUUGAUUUCAAUGGAUUUUCUUUUUCUGAGCAUAUGCCUUAAUGAACAGUUCCAGAAUUAGAGUAAAAAAUUAGAAUAAGAAAUCCCUCAGCACAAUAUGACCGAAGAGAAUUUUAAAGAGAUUUUGGGAACACCAAAGGAUCCAGAGCCUGUAAGAAUGGAGAAGAGCAAUAAUAAUGAGUGUGUGGUCACUGCGAUUCCCCUGGUCAGUGAAGUUCAGCUGACAGCCGCCACGGGAGGAGCUGAGCUCUCCUGUUACCGCUGUAUCAUCCCCUUUGCUGUGGUCGUUCUGAUUGCCGGAGUGGUGGUUACAGCCGUAGCCUACAGUUUCAAUUCUCAUGGAUCCAUCAUUUCCAUUUUGGGGCUUAUCUUAUUGUCAUCUGGACUUCUUUUGUUAGCUUCCAGCGCCUUGUGCUGGAAGGUAAGGCAGAGGAGCAAGAAAUCGAAAAGAAGAGAGAGUCAGACAGUCCUGGUUGCAAAUCAGAGGAGCCUGUUUGCUUAAAAAGAAAUGAUUCAAACAGAAAUCUGAGGCCUGAAAACCUGGCCAGACAUUGUCAAACACUUAGGACCUGUUUAUACAGUCUCAUCUAUAUUUCAUGCAAGUGGCAUUUUCUAAGUGUUAAUUUAGAAAAUGCAAUUAGCAAACUUUGGAAUGGUUUUCCAGGAGUCAAGCAGAAGAAUGAAAGUGGAAAAGACUCUCAGGACCUGUGUCUUCUUUGAUGACAUACUUGAUGGCAAAGACUGUUUCUAAGGCUGAGAAGUCAGCUUUUUCUUCACAUUACAAUUUUUUUUGUUGUUGUUUAGUCAUUUUUAGUUGUGAUCAGUUCUUUG